CUGAAAAUGGAGGAGGACCAAGCUGCUGCGGCUUUCGAUAGUAGUGUUACAGAUUUUCACACGUAUGAAGACUUCUUAGACUCUCAGAUAACAUCACUUGACCUGUAUUACCUUGAGGACGAGGAGUUGGCCCGCCAGCUGGUGGAGCUGGGCUACCGGGGCAGCGGCAGCGUGCUGAAGAGGGAGGAAUUCGAGGCGAGGAAAGCGGCUGCCGAGGCCUUCAGACUCUCCAUGAGGAACCAGCAGAGGACCCUGGCAAGUGCAGGAAAAGAACUCAAAGAUAACUUCCUGAGAGCCCUGGCUGAGCGUGAGGAGGCCAACCGCAGCGGGAAAAUGACUUCCAUCAUUUUCAUAAGGGACCAAAAUUCUCUUGGACAGGAAAUAUCUGGGUAUAUAGACUACUCCCACAGACUCAGAUCCGAAGACUUCGAACCGUAUUUCAGCGGAAAGAAAAGGUUUUUACCAAAACCCACUGACUUAAGUUUCUACAAUUGGAAAACACAAGUAUCAGUAUCUAAUACCACUGCAAACUACCAGGUGAUUGCAGAGAACUCAACCAGUUUACUCUUCCAGAAUAGGAGAGACCGAAAAAUGGUGAAUGUUGACCCAAAGGCAUCACCUGGUGACAACUCAUCCAGAAGCCCCAUCCAGUCCGACCUCUAUAUGCACGUUGUCAUCUUUGACCACAUCACCAGAAUGAAAGUCUAGGCUGUUGACUGCAUCUGCAAUUAAAGCAUGGACAGCUUCUAAUUUCAUCGACAUAAAAGUUGUUUUAGUCCUGCAUCUUUUCACAUUCCUUGUAACAUGUGCAACAUCUGGAUGCUGGGACCGAUGCAAUGGUGGUCUGUUUGGACUUUGAAAUGAAGAAAAGAAUAAAAAAAAAGUUCAUUGUUUAGAUUCACCUAAUGGUUCUGGUCAUACAUGUGAACAAUUAAAGAAUAUACAAUGAGAUAUUGCUUUUGUUAGACCAAUAAUUCCAAUAUGGAAUUAAUCGCGCUCACCAUCUCCUCAUAUAUAUAGGAUGUGUCAUCCCUUGAAAGCACGAUUCCUUUUAGUUGUGUCGAGUCCUUUUAAAAUAGAGCUUGUCAUAAAGUCAUCUAAAUAGAAACCCAUGUCCAGUGUGAAGGAUGAUGGCAGGAGACAGAAAUCAUGUGAGGAUCGUAGAUUCAAAGAGAAGCCAUAUUUAUCUGGUAUGAAAUUGAAAUGCACAUAAAAGACAGUGUCUUCCUAGUUACUCGCCUUAGUUUUGCUAUUUAUAAAACCGACCAGUUUGCAGUUUUGCAACAUGUUGUGAUUCUUAAUAAAAUGUUGAUACAAAAUGUUUUGAUACAACAUAAAUUUGCAUAUCACUCAACUUUGCUCGGUCUUGCUGUUGAUCCAGAAACUUCAACCCAACAAUGAGAUCACAGCUUCUGUGUGAUAUUCUGGUUGUGUGAUGUAUUUUUUGUAAAACCGCUUAUAAAUUCUGUUUUGUUUGCAUAAAAUGCCCCCACCCCCCUUUGCAUUAUGAUGGAUAAUCCUUGCUUCAGUUUCAACUAAUAAGAGCUGUUG
This is a messenger RNA of Electrophorus electricus (electric eel), 1551 nucleotides long. It is a transcript of the gene cfap299, whose product is annotated as cilia and flagella associated protein 299. Lineage: Eukaryota; Metazoa; Chordata; Actinopteri; Gymnotiformes; Gymnotidae. The record is from RefSeq and is a predicted model, not a curated record.